AUGCGGCUGUCCUUGGCUACACUGCUACCGCUCUUGAGCUUCUCGACGACGACUUUAUGUUCGGCCGCGUCCCUGCUCGCGAUCGAUCUCGGUACGGACGCGCUCAAGGCUUCGCUCGUCAAACCCGGAGUGCCUUUCGAUGUGCUGUUGACGAAGGAAGGGAGGAGGAAGACGCCGGUGGUGAUGACGAUCAGGAAGGGGGAGCGUAGCUUUGGUGGCGAGGCGGUCAAUUUGGUACGUUUCGCUGGCCUCAGCUCGGGUCGCGACUUUGCGCAGGCGCACGGACGGGUGUUCACGUCUUGCAAACACGACCGGGUGGCAGAGACGUGAUGAAUAGGAACUAAUUCCAGCUCUGGUUCGAACAGGCAACGCGUUUCCCACAAGACACGUUCUCCUCUCUCAAGCUCGUACUCGGCCACCCUUCCUCGCACCCUCAAUCCCAACUGCACUCCUCGCUCUACGAUCUCCCCAUCUCCACCACCGCGCGAGGAUCCCCUUCUCUUUCAUCCUCUUCAGGUUCGUUCGCGAUCGAAGAAUUAUUGGCGAUGCAGUUCACGAACACGCGCGAGUUGGCCGAAGAAGUCGUCGGUGAAUUCGUCAAGGACGUCGUCGUGAGUGUGCCCGCUUGGUGGACUCAAUCCGAACGACAAGCUGUAGUCGAUGCGCUCGACUUGGCUGGGCUGAGAUCGAUUGGUUUGAUCAAUGAUGGAACGGCUGGUUAGUCUCCCCUUUUUUGAAAGUUACGGCGGCGAGGAAAAAAAAAAAAAAAGAAAAGAAAAAGAAGAGAAAAAUACUGAUCCCCCCUUUUUGGACGGCGAUUUUUCAUUCCAGCCGCGGUCAACUAUGCCAUGACGCGUUCGUUCCCUUCCGAACCGUCCUACCACCUCUUGUACGACCUCGGAGCUGGAUCCCUACGUACGACCUUGGUCUCCCUGAAAUCGUCGCUCCUACCCGACCCUUACUCGUUGGCGUCCAAACCCGAACUCAAGAACGUCACUUCCCUCACCGUCCAUGGCGUAGGUUUCGACGUCCACGUCGGUGGAUACGUGUUCGAUAAGAUCGUGAGGGAUUUGAUGGUCGAAGAAUUCGAAAAGAACGGUGCGGGUUCCAAGUUGGAUAAGAGGGCUAUGGCCAAGUUGUUGAAAGAGGCGAGUAAGGUCAAGCAAGUUUUGAGUGCGAAUACUGAAAGUACGGCUAGGGUAAGUCGAAAAAUCUAGGCGUCUCUUGGAACCGAUCCCCACUUUAUUUUUGGGUUGCUCAUAUCCUCCUUCUCCAACCCGACUUUAACCCAGAUCGAAGGCCUGAUCGACGACAUCGACUUCCGCACGCUCAUCACCCGUGACCAAUUCGAACAACGCAGUCAAGAGCUCUUACCCCGUUUCACCCAACCGAUUCAAGACGCCCUGCUCUCCGCGAACAUCACCAUCCCCCAACUCGAAUCCGUCAUCUUGAUCGGUGGUUCUUCCCGAGUGCCAAUGGUUCAAGCCGCCGUAGCCGCUUUCGUAGGUGAAGACAAGAUCGCCAAGAACGUCAACGCCGAUGAAGCCGCCGUUCUAGGCGCGGCUUUGUACGGUGCCGGUCUAACGAAGGGGUUCAGGACGAAGGAUAUUCGAGUACAAGAUAUCACACCUUUCGGUAUCGACGUAACGUACCCCAUCGAUACCAAAACGAACGAACAAGAACCUAGGAUCAUCACCACUCAUUUAUUCCCCUCCGGUUCGAAAACGUCGAUCAAGAAAACGAUGACGUUGAAAAAGACUCAAGAUUUCGCUCUGACGUUCUCUUAUCAAAGUCCUUCGAACGAAGCGUGGAAGGAAUGCGUUCCUAAAGAUUUGUUCGAAACGAGUUUCAAGGGGAUUGGAGAGAAGACGGUCAAUUUGACGGAGGAGGCUUUGAAGAACGUUUCGGUUUUGGUGACGAUCGAAUUGGAUGGUUCGAAUAUGGUUAGGAUCGAUUCGGCGACGUUGAAGUUGGGGGAGGAGACGGAGGAGAAGGAGAAGGAUAAGGAAGGGAUUAAUGAGAAGAUCAAGGGGUUGUUGUCGAAGUUUGGUUCGAAGAAGGAUAAGCAGGAAGGAGGGGAGGAGGAGGGGGAGCAGAAGGAUGAGGAAGGGGGUGAAAAGGGAGAGGACGAGAAGGAUCCUUUGGAAGGUCUCGACGCGGAGAGAUUGGACGAGUUGCUCAAGAUGUCGAUGCCACCUCCCAAGACCAACAUGAGUGUUCGCUUGACACCUACGACGGUUUCGCUCGAACGCGUACCCAUGUCCGCGGAGGAGAAGAAGGAUGCCCGUGCGCGUAUGAGGGAGAUGAAGCUUGCCGAAACGCGCAAGUUGCAACGCGAGGAAGCGAGGAACGUCCUCGAGGCUUUCCUCUACAAGGCGAAGGAACUCAUUACGUCACCCGAGUUUGAAGGGGCUUCCCAACCUCAUGAGAGGAAGAUCUUGGAAGAGAAGGUCGCAUCGACGAAUGAGUGGUUGUGGGAUGAAGGGGAUUCGGCACCUACCAAGGACCUCAAAGCCAAAAAGGCCGAAUUGGAUAAACUCGUCAAGCUCGUUUCGAAUCGCAUCACCGAGGCCAAGUGUCGACCCGCUUCGAUCGAAUCCCUCAAAGGCACCUUGGCGUCCGUGGCUCCUUUCGUCGACGCGGCCAAGAAGAAUGAUUCAAAGGCCGAGGUACCCAAAUAUACCAAGGAGGAAAUGGAAGGGAUUAGCAAGAUGGCCAAGGAUGCGGAGGAGUGGUUGGCUGGGUCCAAGAAGAAGCAGGAUGCGUUAAAAAAGUGGGAUGAUGCGGUGUUGAAAUGCGCGGAUAUGGAUAGAAAGGUCAGAGAGAUUGAGAUCGAGUUGACGAGGUUGAGGAGGAAGAAGCAACCGAGGAAGCCGAGGGUCGUCAAGAAGCCCGAGGAGACCAAGGAAACGGAGGAGACGAAAGAGGAGACAAAGGGCGAGGCGAAGAAGGAACCAGAGACGGGUGGGGAGGGGGCGGAACACAAGAAGGACGAGUUGUAG
This is a messenger RNA of Microbotryum saponariae, 3002 nucleotides long. Lineage: Eukaryota; Fungi; Basidiomycota; Microbotryomycetes; Microbotryales; Microbotryaceae. The record is from the annotation of a GenBank genome assembly.